GCAUAAUGGGACCUGGUGAUAGCCAUGAAGCAAUUGAUGAGGAUAUUAUUCUCGAGGAUUUGAAGGUUUCUCAGGCUAUGUCAAACAGCUAUCCGAAAGUCCUAUUAUCAUCAACUGUUAAUGAGGCUGUAAAAAGCAUGAACGAUGGCCAACAAAGUUGUGUGCUGGUUGUAGAUCGUGAAGAUCACUUGGAAGGGAUUCUGACCUAUGGUGACGUUAAAAGGGGCAUUCUUAAGACCCCUAAUGGAUCCUCCGACAGUGGUUCAUCAACUUCAGAUUUAAGUGAGUAUUUGGUCUCUUCCAUCUGCACUCGAGGGAUAAACUAUCGUGGAAGAAAGCGUGGACUUCUAACUUGUUAUCCCGAUACAGAUUUGGCAAUU
Messenger RNA from Cynara cardunculus var. scolymus (artichoke), 380 nucleotides. RefSeq names its product chloride channel protein CLC-f-like. The annotation marks the transcript as partial. The transcript is spliced from 3 exons. Gene Ontology annotation, cellular component: chloroplast; Golgi apparatus. The record is from RefSeq and is a predicted model, not a curated record. NCBI's taxonomy places the organism in Eukaryota, Viridiplantae, Streptophyta, Magnoliopsida, Asterales, Asteraceae.